UUGGGCCAAACUCCUGGACCAAAUAACCCCAUCUUCCUAUCCAGUGAUCCAGAGUGGGAUUGGACCCUUGCCAAAAUCUGGGCACGCAACUCAGACUUUCAGGUGCAUGAAAUUGGACCUCAUCUACUUCGCACCCAUCUCCUUGCUGAGGUUUUUAAUAUUGCUACAGCCAGGCAACUUCCAAUGGGACAUCCUCUGUAUAAGCUCAUUGUUCCUCAUCUCCGCUAUACUUUGGAAAUCAAUGUUUUGGCAAGAAACCAACUCAUAGGCCCUGGAGAUCUCUUUGAUGAGGCUUUUGUGACUGGAAAUGGAGGUGUACCUGUUCUACUAAAGAAAGCCAUGGAUGAAUUGACCUACACCUGCCUCUGCAUCCCUGAUGACAUCAAAGAACGAGGAAUGGAGUCUGUUCCCAAUUACUAUUACAGAGAAGAUGGGAUGAAGGUCUGGCUGGCAGUAGAGAGACUUGUGUCUGGCAUAGUAAAUUAUUACUACCCUGAUGACAAAAUGGUCAGCAAAGAUCUUGAGCUUCAGGCCUGGGUGGAAGAAAUCUUCACAAAAGGCUUCUUGGGACGUACAUCUUCAGGAGUCCCUUGUUCUCUGGAAACACGGACAGAGCUAACUAAAUACCUGACCAUGGUGAUAUUCACAUGUUCUGGUCAGCAUGCUGCAGUCAACAGUGGCCAGUUUGACUUCUACUCUUGGCUGCCCAAUGGUCCAUCAUCAAUGAGGAAGCCACCACCUAUUGUGAAGGGUGGCCAGACUGUGCUAGAUGCUUUGCCAGAAGUAAACACAACCACGAAUGCCAUUGCUGUUGAGUGGCUGCUUAGUCAUGAACCAGAGGACAAGAGACCUCUAGGUAACUAUCCAGACAAGCGUUUUACAGAGGAGACUCCACAAGCCAUGAUUAAGGAAUUUCAGGAAAGUUUGGAAGGGAUUUCCAAGCAGAUCCACGAGAAAAACUCUACUAUCCAAGGCUUGACCUACCUAUAUCUGAAUCCAAAGAACAUUGAGAGCAGUGUGUCAAUUUAA
Messenger RNA from Pelobates fuscus (common spadefoot toad), 1029 nucleotides. RefSeq names its product hydroperoxide isomerase ALOXE3-like. Lineage: Eukaryota; Metazoa; Chordata; Amphibia; Anura; Pelobatidae. The record is from RefSeq and is a predicted model, not a curated record. Gene Ontology annotation, molecular function: metal ion binding; oxidoreductase activity, acting on single donors with incorporation of molecular oxygen, incorporation of two atoms of oxygen. Gene Ontology annotation, biological process: linoleic acid metabolic process; lipid oxidation; lipoxygenase pathway.